AUGGGCCUGCUAGCGCUUGGUACCCCAUUGGCCUGGCCGGGGGCGAAGCAGAAUGCACAACAGGUCAGGGAAUGGGGAAUUGAGCAACUGCUGGCUAUCUGGGGCAAGGCAAAGGGAAAGGAACGAGAUGCGCUGCUCUGGGGUGACGAGAUUGAAUACCUGGUCGUGGCUGUGGAUGAGAAGGCGCAGAAAGUGCGCUUGUCGCUGCGACAGGCGGAUAUCUUAAAUUCGCUCGCGCAGGAAGAAGAGCAGUCGAAUGGGCAAUUGGUGGAAGGGUUGCAGGUUGGAAUAAAGGAACCACUUCCCAAGUUCCACCCGGAGUUUGGACGGUUUAUGUUAGAGGCUACACCGGGACAGCCAUGGGGGAUUGGAUUCAAGGACCUCUUGAGAGUGAAGUCGAAUAUGAAAUGGAGGCGGGUUAUUGCGAAGAAGCAUAUGGCACCGAAUGAAUAUCCCCUUACCAUAACCACAUUCCCAAGACUAGGUACGAAGGAUGACUUCACCCAGCCAUUCUACCCAGUCUCUGGCCCGACUCUCCGUUCUCAAUUCGUUCCCGAUGAAAUAGCAAACCCGCAUAUCCGUUUCCCCACACUAGCUGCAAAUAUCCGAUCUCGAAGAGGGCGGAAAGUAAAGAUCAAUGUACCUGUGUUUCGAGACAAGAAUACCCCGUGGCCCUUCAACGAUCCUACCGUCAACUACGAUUUACGCAACUGGCCCGAAGACGACGACGUGCGCAAUGGUGCAGUGAAACAAAAUCAUGUUUAUAUGGAUGCCAUGGCGUUUGGCAUGGGGAGUUGCUGCUUGCAAAUCACUUUUCAGUGUAAAAACAUUACGGAGGGAAGAAAGCUCUACGACCAAUUGAGUCCCCUGGGGCCGAUAAUGCUAGCGUUGACUGCUGCUACGCCAAUUUACAAGGGUUUUUUGGUUGACACUGACGUUCGGUGGAACCAAAUAAGUAAUGCUGUGGAUUGCCGGACUGCUGAAGAACUGGGAGAAAAGCCGCUGAAAAAUGACCGUUGGCGCAUCCCAAAGUCAAGAUAUGCCUCAAAUUCCACAUACAUUUCCCAAGAUCCCCGAUUACGACCCGAAUACAUGGAUCCAGACCUCGUCAUAGACGAAGAUAUUAAAAAGCGACUCCUGGACGGUGGUAUGGAUGAUCUUCUGGCUACACACUUUGCGCACCUCUUUAUCCGCGACCCAAUCGUAGUCUUUGCCGAAGAUCUCAAAAAACUCGACCUCAACAAAACCGACCACUUCGAGAACCUUCAGUCGACAAACUGGCAGCACAUCCGCUUCAAGCCUCCGCCAGCUGACAACGACAUUGGCUGGCGCGUCGAAUUCCGCCCCAUGGAGAUUCAAAUUACUGACUUUGAAAACGCAGCCUUCAGCGUCUUCAUGGUGCUGAUUACUCGAGCCAUUCUCAGCUUCGAUCUGAACCUGUACAUACCCAUCCCGCGCACUACGGAGAAUAUGGAAACUGCCCAUGCGCGCAACGCUCUCCUUGAGCAGAAAUUCUACUUCAGAAAGGAUCCCUUCCCACACCGCAUCCCGCGAAAUCAAUACCAGCAUCAGCAUCAGCAGCAACAGCACAUCAACCCCAAUGCCAAUACCAACGGCACAAGCAGCAACGCAUCAGAAUCUAGCUCCCGCGCCUCUUCGUCCCCUUCAACCCCGCACCUCCGCCCCAUAGAAUCCGAAUACGAACUCAUGACUGUCGCAGAUAUCAUCAACGGCACCCAGGACGGGUUUCCCGGGCUAAUCCCGCUCGUCGAAUCGUAUCUCAACAGCGUCAAUGUCGAUGUAGAAACCCGGUGUCAGCUGGCUACGUAUCUGGAGUUCAUAAGACGACGCGCAGAUGGCAGCCUGUGGACGAAUGCGAAGUGGAUUCGCGAGUUCGUCGCUAGGCAUCCGGAUUAUAAGCAGGAUAGCGUGGUCUCUGAGAAGAUCUGCUAUGAUCUUGUGAAGGCUGUUGAGGAGGUGACGGAGAAGGAGGGGCGGGGCGGGGCUGUUGGAUGGGAGAUGUUGAAGGGGCGGAAGGGGUGA
Paracoccidioides lutzii Pb01 is the source of this 2043-nucleotide messenger RNA. RefSeq names its product glutamate-cysteine ligase. Gene Ontology annotation, cellular component: glutamate-cysteine ligase complex. Gene Ontology annotation, biological process: glutathione biosynthetic process. The record is from RefSeq and is a predicted model, not a curated record. Gene Ontology annotation, molecular function: glutamate-cysteine ligase activity. The transcript has 7 exons. The coding region runs from base 1 to 2043 and encodes 680 amino acids.